Molecule: messenger RNA, 2884 nt
Organism: Haplochromis burtoni (Burton's mouthbrooder)
Lineage: Eukaryota; Metazoa; Chordata; Actinopteri; Cichliformes; Cichlidae
Exons: 8
Coding region: 629-1660 (343 amino acids)
Cellular component (GO): cytoplasm
Source: RefSeq, a predicted model, not a curated record
UAGCUAUUUAAAGUGUGAGUUCAACUUCCUGAGACCAACUCAGGAAGUUGAAAUGUAGCCUUAAAUGUAGCUUUAGUGUGUGUGUGUGUGUGUGUGUGUGUGUGUGUGAGCGAGAGAGAGAGAGGAAGGGAGAGGGAGGUAAAGAGAUUAUGGAAUGCUGUGAUGUCAUCAGCUCAGUCAUACACACAAAGACGAGGAGGACCCACAGGCGCUGUGACUCCCUCAGCUCAGUUAGCAUACUCUGCUGUGGAGCGGCUGUCUACAUCCCACUAUUGUGCCAAAGAUGACCUCCUCCAAAGAAAUCUGACAUCUUGAUGGGGAAACUGAGCACAUUAUAGAAAGGAAGCAGGAUUUGUGUGUGUGUGAGAGAGAGAGUGUGUGUAUGAGAGAGAGAGAGAAAGACAGUCUGUAUGAGAGAUAGUACAGCUUGUACAAAAGCAUGUGUAGAAAGAGCAAGAACCUUAAUUCAUGACUUCAAGAGUGACUUUAGAGACAAACAAGAAGCUACAAAAGUCCUCUGCUGACAUGAGACCAUAAAUCAUCCUUACACACUGUGCACUACGACAAGCAAGCUUCAACUGCUUGCCAAGUGGUACCAGGUUAACGUACCAACCAUUUGGCCGCCAACAUGCUGCAGCAGAUCUUAAAGGACAUGUACAUUGACCCUGAGGUGCUGGAAGCCCUCAACGAAGAGCAGAAAAAGACACUGUUCCUGAAAAUGCGCCAAGAGCAGGUGCGGCGCUGGAAAGAGCGGGAGGAGAAACUGGAAAGAGAGGGGGGCGACGCAGAGUCCAAGAGAGCAAAGCCAAGAAAAGCCAACAAUAAGAGUGUCAGCUGGCAGCUCGGCCGGGAUGGGGACGUGGCGGUUGUUGUGAUUGGGGAGGUGGAUGAGCUGAGCUCCAAAUUCAUCUGCUCAGGAUUUGGAGAGAAGAAGACUCCAAGCCUGCAGAACAACCCGAGCCAUCAAACUAUACUGAAGGACAGAAAAAACACGGAACCUGUCAAGACUGAGAGAGAGAACCUCCUUUCUAAAACGCAACCCGACGUCUCCCUGAAUCUAAAGGGGAAAAGUGAGGAGGCGAGCGGUUUACUCCCUCUGCCGGUGUCAGUGAGCGAGCAUUCACCGCCUACAGCAACUGCAAAGCUCGAGUUGAAGUCAGCCAUUGCAACCGAGGAGAAGUCAGUUCCCCAGCCCUCCAUCUGCUCCAGGCCUCCCAUGAGAGCUAACGCUGUCAAGACGAGACCGGCUUCUGCAAAUGCAGCACCAGACUAUGUCAACACGAGACCUGGCCUCACAAAUCUGAGGCUGGCUACCGCCGUGCCAUACUCUUCUCCCGGCAGCGCUGUCAAAAUAGACUCUGGCAUGACGUCAUCAACCAAAGGGAGCCUGCAGUCAAAAGAACCCCAGAAGCCACAGGAGUCACCGGGUGGUAAAGAUAUCUGCGAAUCAGAAAAGCUUCAAAAGGCUAGCUCAGAGGAGCCUUGGACGUCAGGGAGUGCACCAGUCUGCGCAGGGCGUGGUCGUGUGGCUCAGCUGAUGAAAACCUUCAGUGUCGAUCGCGCUACAAACCCUGCACAGACCCCUUCCCGUGGGAUUAAGCCACCCCUUCCCACAAAACCUAGCCACUUGCGUCAAACGAGCACACCUACUGUCAGGUAAUCCGUACACUGGUGAACAGGCACCCACCCAAGCUUCAUGCAUCCCUGUGAUUCAGAUCACCUACUGUGAUGCCUCAUUCAGAGGCUUAAUGGGAUGGACUCCAAAGGUGGUUUAGAAGUGGUAACGUUUGCAUUGUUGCUGUCACUCUGAAUGCACAGUGAUGGAAAUGCUUGAAUGUAAUGGUUUUCUUUUAUUGUUAUUAUUAUUUUUGAUGCUGCAGUACUGUAAACACUCUUUAAGUCAAAAGAAUUCCAAAGAAGUGGAUUGCAUUUGAAAGUUUUUAAACAUUUUUGCCAGGAAAAUGAUGGCGCACAUAUUUUCAAAUGAAUUUACUUGUUACUGAUGCUUUUCACUUCAUACAAGCAUGAAAAAAUGUGCUAUUUUUCUAAAACACAGUUUUUACCCUAAUUCACAAAGUCCGCGCACACGAUAUUUACUGACACGUUGCCUUUUCUUUUGAUUGCUUAUAAGACAGUUUACAUUCGCUGGUGUGCACACAUGCCUGGUUCUGUUUUUCCUCCUUAUUUCUGUCUUCUUGAACAAAAGAAUGGGCAUGGGGGGGCAUGAGGGUGUUAAAGAAGGCACAGUAGAGGCCUCCUUUAUCUUGCUGUCUCCUCCCUGGGAAUAGUGUAGAGUUGUUUAUUUGUCAUAAUGCAAUGUAUGUCUCCCUCUGCCACCUGGCAGGAGGCUCACUGCGACCUGUUGUGGACCAAUGACAGUGCCAAAUGCACUCAUCUGUCACUCCCAGUGGAUCAAAUCCUGGCAAGUUAGACAGUUGCUGCCAAAUAAUCCAGCGUUUCAUGUUUUUGAGCUGUGUGACUGUACUUUUUGCUUAUUGUUUUUUUGGUUUGUUUUUUAAAUUUUUCUAUAUGAGGAGUGAGAUUUUGUGAUGGGAUAUUUAACAUUACAGCAAUGUUCACUUAUAAAAUGAGGGACAUUUUUUUUUUUCUCUUUUUUUGAUGUCAAGGUUUUGUGGUACAGUCAAUGAAACAAUAAAACUGCAUAACUUGUAUACCCGAGUCUUUUAAAGUUUGUGUGUGUGUGUGUGUGUUUACUUUCUUAAAAAAACCCUCUCACUCUGUCUCUGUUUAUUCUGUCUGGCAAUCCUUCAGCUAAUUUGCUGACUUAGCCUCUGAGAGCAACAGCCAAUUUUUCGGGGUUCUGAUGUAGCCACCAGAUAUUCAAGCCAAGAAUGUUGUCCAUUAGUCACUGUUUGCAAAGAUA